AUGGGGUUUGAAGUUAUUAUAAGAUCCUCAAGGAAAGGAGAUGAUGGAGAGGUGACAAAUGCAACACUAGCUUGUUCUUGUACUAGGAAGUCGAGUAGUAACACCCGAAAUGCUUUUAAAUUGUACCCAGUGACAAAGACAGAUUGUAAGGCUCGGGUUGGUGCAGCCGUACGUGGUAACGGAAAAUGGAAAAUAUGUUCAGUGGGGUUGAAUGAUAACCAUGAGCUCAGUAGCCCAACGAAAACUAGAUAUUUCAGGAGCAAUCGUGGUAUACAACCAUAUGUGAAAAGGAGACUUGAAGUAAAUGAUAGGGCCGGGAUUAGGCCGAACAAAAAUUUCAAUUCCAUGUUAGUUGAAGCAGGCGGUCCUGAGAAUUUGACUUUCCUGCAAAAAGAUUGUAGGAACUAUAUUGAAAAAGUUAGGAGGAUGCGACUUGGUGUCGGGGAUGCUUAUGCAAUCCAAAAAUAUUUUUUAAAGAUGCAAAAAGAUAAUGCAAAUUUCUUUUACAUGAUGGAUUUAGAUGAUGAGGGUCGAUUACAUAAUGUUAUAUGGGUGGAUGCAAGAAGUAGGACUGCAUUUAAGGAAUUUGGCGACGUUGUCACAUUUGACACUACAUUCUUGACCAACAAGUAUGAUAUGUCAUUUGCGGCGUUUGUUGGUGUUGACCAUCAUGGGCAUUCAACACUCUUAGGUUGUGGGUUAAUCUCCCAUGAGGACACGGAGACUUUUGUUUGGCUUUUUGAAUCUUGGCUUGCAUGUAUGUGGAAUUGUGCUCCAAAUGCAAUAAUAACUUAUCAAGACAAAGCGAUGCAAAAUGCAAUCGAGAUUGUGUUUUCGGGUACACGGCAUAGAUGGUGUUUGUGGCAUAUAAUGAAGAAAUUGCCGAAAAAGUUAAGGGGUUACAACGAAUACGAACAUAUUAAGUUUGCUUUGCAAAAUGUUGUAUAUGAUUCUUUGACACGUGAGGAGUUCGAACAACGUUGGACUGGAUUCAUUGAUAAAUACAACCUUCACAACAAUGAGUGGUUACUUGGACUGUAUAAUGAAAGACAACGUUGGGUGCCAUCGUUUGUAAAAGACACCUUUUGGGCGGAACAAUAUGAGAAUGCACUGUGUGAUAAAGUAGAAAAAGAAAAGGAGGCUGAUUUUAGAUCAUGGAAAUCAUCGAUUCCUUGCAUAACUGGUUAUCCAAUGGAGAAACAAUUUCAAGAGGCAUACACGACUGCAAAAUUCAAAGAGUUUCAACAAGAGCUUACUGCUAAGUUGCAUUGUGAGAUAUCUUCUUUCCGGGCCACUGAAUCUGAAAUAGAAUAUAUUGUAAAGGAAGUUGUCGUGGUAGGGGAGACAUGUCGUAGUGUGCCUUUUGUGGUUUGCUGUGAUGACUGUGGUUGUGAUGUUCGUUGCAAUUGUCGAUUGUUUGAAUUUAGAGGGAUUAUUUGUCGACAUGCAAUAACGGUAUUGCUUCAUAAAGACAUUUAUCAUAUAUCUGAAAAGUUCAUUUUAAGAAGGUAG
Molecule: messenger RNA, 1512 nt
Organism: Pistacia vera
Lineage: Eukaryota; Viridiplantae; Streptophyta; Magnoliopsida; Sapindales; Anacardiaceae
Product: protein FAR1-RELATED SEQUENCE 5-like
Exons: 2
Coding region: 1-1512 (503 amino acids)
Molecular function (GO): zinc ion binding
Source: RefSeq, a predicted model, not a curated record